AUGGAAGAUCCAAUGAUGCUACAGUCGGCCGUUCGCCUGCCAACUCCUCCGCCUGGCAUAUCCUUCUCCCCCCAGCCCCUAGGUGCUCGAAAACGGUCACCACCCUCUCGUUCCCCCUCACCUGACCGACGACGCUCUCCCCCAAAUGGCUUUUCUCGAGACGGGCCUCAUGGGCCGUAUGGCGAGACCGAUCGUUCUGUGGAUCGGGAAAGGGAGCAACAGCUCGCGGAACGGCUGCGAAAGCGAGAAGCUCCAGCAAAAGCCCUUACCGAAGAAGAGAAGCAAGCUGCUGCAAAAGCGGAAUAUGAGAAGCUGCUGAAUAUGCGCUCUGGCGGAACGUAUAUUCCCCCUGCGAAACUCAGAGCACUGCAAGCUCAGAUCACGGACAAAACUAGCAAGGAGUAUCAGCGGAUGGCAUGGGAGGCUCUCAAGAAAUCCAUCAACGGUUUAAUCAAUAAGGUCAACGUUUCGAAUAUCAAGCAUAUCGUCCCCGAGCUCUUUGGCGAAAACCUCGUCCGGGGAAGGGGUCUUUUUUGUCGAAGUAUUAUGAAAGCGCAGGCGGCCAGCUUGCCCUUCACGCCCAUCUACGCUGCCAUGGCUGCUAUUGUCAACACCAAACUUCCACAGGUCGGUGAGCUUUUGCUAAAUCGGCUCAUCGUCCAGUUCCGCAAGGCUUUCAAGCGAAAUGAUAAAGCGGUUUGUAUCUCGUCGACUACUUUUAUCGCGCACCUGUGCAAUCAACAGGUGGCACAUGAGAUGGUCGCGGCGCAGAUUCUCCUUCUUUUGCUUCAUAAGCCUACGGAUGAUAGCGUGGAGAUAGCCGUAGGACUGACAAGGGAGGUAGGCCAGUUCUUGGAGGAAAUGGGAGGGCCGAUCGCGCUGGCGGUGUUUGACCAGUUCAGGAAUAUUCUCCACGAGGCAGAUAUUGAUAAACGUGUGCAAUAUAUGAUCGAGGUGUUGUUCCAGGUCCGUAAGGAUAAUUACAAGGAUAAUCCUGCGAUCAAAGAAGAGCUCGAUCUCGUCGAGGAGGAGGACCAGAUCACACAUCGCGUGAGCCUUGAUGACGAAAUCGAUGUCCAGGAUGGACUCAAUAUUUUCAAGUACGAUGCUCAGUGGGAGGAACAUGAGACGGCGUAUAAAACUCUGAAAGCCGAGAUUCUGGGUGAGGUUAGUGAUGAGGAAGGUGGUGACGAGGAGGGGACGGAUGACAGCUCUGAGGAAGACGAAGAAGAUGAACAGGACAAGCAGAUGGAUAUCAAGGACCGGAGCAAUACGGAUCUUGUCAAUCUGCGGCGGACGAUCUAUCUUACUAUCAUGUCGAGUAUUGAUUUCGAAGAAUGCUGUCACAAGCUCAUAAAGAUUACCUUGCCGCCAGGACAGGAGUCGGAGCUUCCGUCCAUGAUUAUAGAGUGUUGCUCGCAGGAACGGACUUAUUCCAAAUUUUACGGCUUGAUCGGGGAGCGUUUUGCGAAGCUCAACAGGCUCUGGGCGGACUUGUACGAGGCUGCCUUUGUCAAAUAUUAUGAGACCAUCCACCGCUACGAAACGAACCGGCUCCGGAAUAUUGCAAAGUUCUUCGGACAUAUGUUCAGCUCGGACGCUAUUGGAUGGCAUGCAUUGUCAAUAGUGCAUCUUAAUGAGGAAGAGACGACAUCCAGCAGUCGUAUCUUCAUCAAGAUUCUCUUCCAGGAACUCACAGAGGUCCUUGGAAUGACGAAACUACAGGCAAUCCUCAACGAUGAAAUACUCAAGCCCAGCUUUGAGGGAUUGUUCCCAACUGAUAAUCCAAGAAACACCCGUUUCUCAAUCAACUACUUCACAAGUAUCGGCAUGGGUGUUCUCACAGAAGGGAUGCGGGAGCAUUUGAAAAAUAUGCCGAAGCCAGCCAUCCCCGCCCUGCCUGCGCGAGCAGCGGAAUCCGACUCGGAAUCCGUCAGCUCAUAUUCAAGUUACUCAUCAUACACCGGCACCUCGAGGUCCCGUUCUUAUUCGCGCUCCCGUUCUCCUUCUCGUGGUCGAAGGUCAGGUUCGUUCUCUCGCUCUCCCUCGUCUAUGCCUAGAUCCCCAGGCACCAGCAGGAGCAGGAGCAGAGACAGAAGCUACACCCCAUCCCGCUCCCGCUCCCGCUCCCGGUCUCCACCAACCAGAUGCCGGGGCAGACAGCCCUCAUAUUCCCGAUCCCCAACUCCUGCAUCCCGCAGAUCUCGAUCCGUCUCAUAUUCUCCCGUCCGCCGUCGAUCACCGCCCACCCGAAGGGACGAAUCGGGAGGUAAAGCACUUGCCGGCAAGCGAAGCAGCAAGCGCUCACCAUCACGCUCAGCCACCCCACCCCGCCGCCGCGGCCAAGCCAACGGCACCGGCCGCAGAGCAAGAAAUUACUCAGUCUCUUCAUAUUCACGCUCCCCAUCUCCCCCGCCCCGCUCAAGUAGGGGACGACGACGACAUUCGUCUUCACCUUCAUCUUCCCCCUCACGCUCCCGUUCUCGCUUCCGUUCACACUCCCCACCGCCGCGAAAACAACAAAAUGACGGCAGAAACCGCUCACACCAUCGAUCAAUCACGCCCCCUCCACGCACCAGAACCCACCACAGAGGCCGAAGCAUGAAUAGACACCCGUCCGUAUCCCCGCACCGCUCCCCUUCCCCACCGCCGCGAAAACAACAAAAUGACGGCAGAAACCGCUCACGCCAUCGAUCAAUCACGCCCCCUCCACGCACCAGAACCCACAGAGGCCGAAGCAAGAAUAGACAUCCGUCCGUAUCCCCGCACCGCUCCCCUUCCCCAUCUCCACGGUAUUUGCGAAGGGAGAGCACGUCUUGUUCGCAAUCGCCUCGUCGCUCUGUUACUCCGCAAAAGCGGGCGCGUGUGCAACGUGGUGGGGGCGGUGGUGGGCGACGACGUUCAUUUUCUCGAUCACGGUCUCGGUCUCGAUCUCCGUCCCGGUCUCCAGUUCGAGCCCCGGUGUCUGGUGGGCGGGCGAGGGCGGCUGAUUUCUUGUAG
Messenger RNA from Paracoccidioides lutzii Pb01, 3000 nucleotides. RefSeq names its product pre-mRNA-splicing factor cwc22. Gene Ontology annotation, molecular function: RNA binding; protein binding. The transcript has a single exon. The record is from RefSeq and is a predicted model, not a curated record. The coding region runs from base 1 to 3000 and encodes 999 amino acids. Gene Ontology annotation, biological process: mRNA splicing, via spliceosome. Gene Ontology annotation, cellular component: catalytic step 2 spliceosome.